This is a messenger RNA of Dendrobium catenatum, 1839 nucleotides long. Its product is annotated as protein CHLOROPLAST IMPORT APPARATUS 2-like. Bases 796 to 1839 code for a protein of 347 amino acids. Lineage: Eukaryota; Viridiplantae; Streptophyta; Magnoliopsida; Asparagales; Orchidaceae. The transcript is spliced from 2 exons. Gene Ontology annotation, cellular component: nucleus. The record is from RefSeq and is a predicted model, not a curated record. Gene Ontology annotation, biological process: regulation of DNA-templated transcription.
AACGUUCAGUAGGAUCCAAAGGAGCAAAGAGCAAAAUAGCCAGAGAGGUGGAGGAAGGUGGUCCAUAUAAGGCCUCAUGCUCUUCUUCUGCUCUUGAUGAAAGCAAGCACAUCUCUCUCCCUCUCCCAGAAAGAUCUCCUGCCUCACUCCCCAUUCUUGAAUUCAUCCAUCACUCUUCAACUGUUCAUCCUCCGCCGCCGGCGACCGCCGGAACUUUCUCUCUUUUCAAGUUCCACUGUUUUCUGAAUCCAUCUUUUAAAAAGCUCUUCGCUUGAUAGAACCCAACCUUGAUUCCUUAGGAGGCAAAUCCCUUUUCUAUUUUCAGUUUCUGAUUUAUUGUGGAGCAGAGUAGAGUCUUUCCUCGAUUUUCUAGAGGAGGAAUUCCAAAGAAAGAAAUCUGCUUCCUUUUCUGCUACUGCACUAAAAGAGGAUUUCUUUCUUCUGCUUUUUUUUUUUGGAUUUUCUCCCAUUUCCCUCCUCCCUUUUACAGAUUUGGACCAGUACAGAGUCGGGUUGGAGAUUUGGGAGCUUCCAAAAUAGAAUUUUUCGCUUUAUUUCUGCAGCUUCUCUUUUUUUUUUUUUUUAAUUUGCUGGGGUUUAGGGUUUUAGGGAAAUUCAUAAAACAAAUUUCCCGUUUUCCUCAUCAAGCUUCGAUUUUGAUGCUUUCUCUGAGAUCUUCCUUCGAAAUUCAAUAAUUGUUCCUAGAAUCUCACCAUCUUGUGCCCCACAACCUCUUUUCCAGCUCUCAAUUCCUUUCUCUUCAAGUUCAUUUGCAAUCAAAAUUUUGAGUUACCUAUGCCUUCUCCAACAUUUCCAAUGUCCUCUUGCCUAACUGGCACCGGCAGUCGAACCUAUAAGGUCGACCUUGACAUCAUCGCCAAUUCUCCUCGCUCCUCCCACUCCUCUGCUUCCUCCACUCUAUCGGAGUCUAGCAAUUCUACCCCCCUCUCCAUCUCCACCAAGAGAAACAGAACUCCCCGUAAACGGCCAAACCAAUGCUCCGCCGAGGCAGCCGCCAUCCUCUCCUCAAUCUACCCCAAACUCUUCUCUUCAACCAAUCUCCAACGGUCAACUUUUCAUCUCCAACAACCCCCCGACGAUCCCUUCCCUGUCCUCCUCCCUUCCUUCCCCAUUUCCGGCGAUCCCAGCCUCCUGCUUCAAAGCCUCCCCUCUCCAGUGAAGUCGCCUGUGCAGACCAAGCUGACGAAUUCGCAAUACACUAUCAUUCACAGCCCGACAAACUUUCAGUAUCAGGAUGCUGGAUCUCCGGACUUUGAUGCUGAAUCCAUCCUCGACGAGGAGGUCGAGGAAGGCAUAGAUAGCAUCAUGGGAAAUCUCUCCAUGAGUAAAGAAAUCACUGGGGAUUGCCUCAAUUCCAAUUCAAAUUCAAUUAUCAAUCCUUGCCUUGCAAGCCUGAUGGGUUUUGGCCUCAAGGGUGUUUUCGGCUUUGGCUUUGGCAUUUCGUCAAAUAUUAGAGGGGCAUUAAGGCAGUCCAAUGACGGAGACUGGUGGAGGUCACCGAAGGUGGCUGUGAAGGACAUCAUUCCGAUGGGGAAGACGGUAAUGGCCGACAAAAACAAGAAGAAGAAGAAAAAGAAGGUGGUGGAAGCCAUAGAUAAGAAGGUCAAUACCGCUGUUUCUCCGCCGGAAGAUGGUAUUUUGAAGGCGAAGCUCGGCUUGAAGCUUAACUACGAAGCCGUUCUGAAGGAAUGGUCCGGCGGUUCUCCAUUCUCCGGCGAGGCAGGUUCCCCGGAUUCCGCCGCCGAACUUAUCGUCAGUUUGACGGACAAUGAACUAUUGCUCGAAAUGAGAGAUGGAGCAAUGCGAGAAGCAUCAUAA